UGCGAAAAAGUUCUUAUAGAAAUGGCAACAAGAGUAGUUUAUUUAUAAACAAAUGAAAAGAAAAAGUGCGUGAAAAAUUCUCUAAAUCUAUUGUAAUAAUUAAAUGCUUUGAAGGUUUUGAAACAAGUAUUUAAAAAAAAACAUAUUGCAAGAAUACAAUUCAAAAGAACUUUGUUUUUGUCAUUUAUUUAAAGAACGAUAGUAUUUCGUAUUAGAUUUGUUAAUUGACUUUUUAAUAUGAGUAGUUUGAAGUCUUUAGGUAUUUUACGAAGUAUUUCGCAUGAACUUCGGAAAAGCAAUCCUAAAAUGAAACCAAUAUCACAGACAUCUGCUUACGUCUUUUUAACAAAUGAAUAUCGCUGUCAUCAAGUAACAGAAAAACGAACUUGCAAAGGUGAAAACGAGUUGAAAACAAUUGCACAAACUUACUUGUGUUAUCUUCAAUCCACACGUAAAAAUAAGGAGCUAUUACAUCAGUACCAUAGUCAUGGGGAACGAUCUGUUGAAGAAACUGCUGGAAUUGUUGGUUUUAAACUUCCUGAGGCUGGCAAGAACUCUAAUUUGGAACAAACAUAAUUUUGUUGUUAAAUUAUUAGUUAUUGUAAUAAAUAUUAAUUAUUAGUUUUGUUGUUAAA
Messenger RNA from Parasteatoda tepidariorum (common house spider), 635 nucleotides. Its product is annotated as protein FMC1 homolog. Gene Ontology annotation, cellular component: mitochondrion. The record is from RefSeq and is a predicted model, not a curated record. Lineage: Eukaryota; Metazoa; Arthropoda; Arachnida; Araneae; Theridiidae.